AAUAUAUUUUCAGUCAUUCUGCUCUGGAUAGCCCAGCAGCUGCCAGCAGCCAUAUUGCCAUUUCUUUAGAUUGUAAUCUUUGAGAUUUACCAGAUUGAUCACUGAGGCUGGGAACAUUGCAGUGCACACUAGUUUAACUGUUUAGUAGAAUACCACCCAUCCUUUCUUCUUCCCGUAUCUGACUGUGUGUUGUGUGGGCAUUUUUUUUUUAAUGUGUCUACGAUUCAGUGACUUGGAGCCAGGGUUUCUAAGAUACUCUGCAGUGUGACCCUGAACGGUUUGUUUCUCUUGUGAACCUGGUGAAGUAAUACCAUUCUCUUAACUACUACUGUGUUUAGUUAAUCUGAAUCUUAACAAAAAUGAUUAUUGAUGUUGUGUCAUCUGGCAUAAAUGUUUCUGAAAAUUAAUUUAUUUGAUUCUACUGGGAAUGUUUUCCUGGUCUGAUUGAAGGCAACAAAAUCUCACCUGCCCAAACACUGCACAGUUAAUCUGAUUUUUUUCAAAAUCUUUCUCCUUCAGCCUCUACAAGUAACAGGGGGGCUGAGCCAAAGACUGGGACAUAAUCACACUAAUGCCCAGGCCUCUGUCUGCCAUUAGCCCUCUGGAAGAGUGCCCUCUGCUUAGGAGACUAUCCUCUCCAGAGCAGCUCAGGGGAAAUGAAGAGGAACAGAAAAUGCAUAUCUCAAGCUCCACUUACAAAUAUAGGAAUGAGGAAUUUAAGAGACAAUUCUCGCACCUGCCAGAUUUGGAAAGGCUUGUAGUAGAUUAUGCCUGUGCUCUCCAGAAGGAUAUCCUCCUUCAAGGACGCCUGUAUCUUUCUGAAAACUGGCUCUGUUUCCACAGCAACAUCUUCCGAUGGGAGACCACAAUUUCUAUCGCCUUGAAGGAUAUCACCUUCAUGACAAAAGAGAAGACAGCUCGGCUCAUCCCAAAUGCCAUCCAGAUAGCAACUGAAGGGGAGAAGUUUUUCUUUACUUCAUUCAGUGCCAGAGACAGAAGCUACCUCAAUAUCUUUAGAUUGUGGCAGAAUUCGUUGUUGGAGAAGAGACUGACCAAGCAAGAAUUCUGGCAGCUUGUACAGCAAAGCUAUGGCUCUGAGCUGGGCUUGAACACGGAAGAGAUGGAAAACAUUUAUUCUUCAUCAGAGGAGAAUGGACAGUCAAGAUCUAGCCUGUGUGAUGAAUCUGGGGAUAAGGAGUCACCUAAAGCAGUUGGUGUAAUUCGAGAACCCAUUGCUCAGAUACUUGAAGUUGAAACGGGGUCUCUUAAUGGAAACAUACGGACAGAAGGCCCUGAGUUAGAGGAAUUGCACUGCGAUAAACAGGACAGAAGGAGUUCUCUGCUUCCUUCAGAAAGGAAGCCAGCUGAUGUAGCACAACGCAAAUUUUCAAUACAGUCACCGGAUCUAAAUGAGAACUUCGCUCAAGAGAAGAGCAGUGCGUCAGAAAGCGACGAAGAAGAUGAGGAAACAUUCCCUGAGAGCGACCUCCAUGGAAAACUCUUUAUUAAUCGGGUUUUCCGCAUUGGUGCAGAUAGGCUGUUUGAAAUGCUUUUCACUAAUUCCCAUUUCAUGCAAAGAUAUUUCAGUACCAGAAACAUAACAGAUGCUGUAACAACCCCUUGGAACAGAGACAUUGGAGGCAAUCAGUUGAGGACCAUGACUUACACUAUUGGGCUCAACAAUCCCCUUGUUGGAAAAUUCACAACUGCAACAGAAAAGCAGGUCCUGCAUAAACGGAGCCACAAAGAUCAUUGCUAUCGGAUAGACACAGAGGUGGUGACACACGAUGUACCUUACCACGAUUACUUCUACACCGUGUAUAGUUAUUGUAUUGUUCGCAUGUCCAGCCAGAAGUGCAGACUACGGAUCUCCUCAGAUGUGAAAUACAGAAAGCAACCAUGGGGGCUUGUCAAGAAUAUAAUAGAGAAAAACACAUGGGGUGGGAUAGGAGAAAACUUUAAGCAACUUGAAUCGGAAUUGCUAAUGGAAGAAUAUGAAAUAAACAAGCCUGUAGAGGAUCCAGUGAAACUUGGUGUUUUGAGGAGGAGGAGGUGGACUUUACAAAGGAAUGUGGGAGAGAUACUUCCUAAACGUUCUUCACAGUACUCUUCGGGGGAGACAGGUGCACCUUCCCGUGGUGAUGGAGGACCAAAAAGGAAUGCUACAAAUAAGACCAUCACCAUCAUAGUGGUAAUGAGCAUCUUCUUGCUCCUACUGGUUUUGCUAAAUGUGACGUUGUUCCUCAAACUGUCCAAGAUUGAACAUGCAGCUCAGUCGUUUUACCGUGUUCAGCUUCAGGAAGAAGGAUCUGUAAAUUUAGCCUUUAAUGUGGCAUCAAGAGAAAAAACUCACCAGCAGGACAAAGAUCAAGUCCAGCAUGUGAAAGGAGUGCUGAGGGACUCCAUAGCAUUGCUUGAACAGCUGAAGAAUUCCCUUUCUAUGCUCCAAAGUAGCUUUGAUCACCUAAACAAGACCGACAGCAGGAAGCCUGAAAGCUGAUGUCACCAAAGGAGAAUGAAGAUAUUUUGUAUUGAAUGUGAAGCUGCUUAUUUUUCUCACAUUUCUGCUCACAACCACUGUACACCUUAGAAAUAUAUCUAUAAAAUGUGUUCGUUUUUAAAGCGAUUAGCCUGUGAAUUCUCCUGAUCCACUUGACAUCUUCUUGUGAGCAGUUUGCUGAACUGUGAAUACCUGGUGUGAAUGAGUAAGAACAUUGUGUGGUCUGGUAAUUAUGUGAUAUGCAAAUUGUAGGGGGAGAAUUCAGCAAGCAAUGUGAUCUGUAAAAAAAGUAAAAAGUAAAAGUAAAUUGGACUCACAUCUGAUGAGAAAAUCAUUAACAUUAUGAAGGAUGCAGCAUAGAUUAUCUUGUGGAGCUUGUAACACCCAGAAGUUCUCCAUAUGGUCUUUUUCCAUAUUCAUGCAACAAUUAUUCAAAAGUAAGCAAUUUUAAAGGUCUGUACAUAUGUUCUAGAAAACUAUUUAUAAAUCUGAAUUUUGAACAUACUGAUUGUUUUGGUUGUGUGGGUCUUCUGCUGUACGAGUCAAAGCAAUUCUACCUCUUUCUACCACUGUCAUUUCAGCUCUCAGGAUUUCUCAGGAAUUGUCCUUAUAUGUCAGAGAAUUAUAUUCAAAAAAUGGUCAGUCCCUGAAUAUUUUUAAAUGGCAACCAGUGCAUUAAUCUGACUGGCAUGUUGAGUCCAUUGAGACUUUUUCUGAUUUUAACAUUUUACAGUCUUCAGGCCUGGGAAUCCACUUGUCUUUUGGUUGUGUUAUAUCUAUUUUGUAGCACAGACUAAGACCUUAACUGUGUAACACGAGACGGGAAUCACCUUUAUCUGCUAAAGUUAAGAACAAGCUUGUAAGCCAUUGAGGAACAAUAGGCUUUCUAAAGUAUACUUCUGGAAGAGUAGAACGAAGUAGAAUGGUAGUGGCACAAAUAAAAUUGUGCCUCAAUCUGGCUGUGCUGGAUAUGUCUGUCUAUUAAAUGGAACUGACCAUGUUUGUGACUUCUAUUUUGGGUUUUUUAAUUUCCACUUGACGUUCAUCGAAAGUGCCUUUAUACCUGUUUGUAUAGGAAACCAGCUUUAGCAGAUGGACCUACCCAGGCUUUAAAAAAACUAAGAAGGAAGUACUAUUUAUGUACAGUGCAGAAAGAAAUGUGUUGGAGCAAUUUGUGUCAAACUACUACGUGUUUUUGUAGUAUGUGUAUCUUUUUAAAAGCAUAGGCAUUGAAGUUAUAAAUUACUAGUCAGAUUAGAGAUAAAUGAAGGCCGUUUCUGUGAUGUCUCUUUACAUCUGAUGUCUUGUGUGCUUUUUGUACUUGAAAGGAACACCACACUGAUAAUUUUAUAUGGUAAGAAAAUGAAGUUGAAGAUUCUGUAUAUAAUACCCGGAGAAUUAUGUUAAGCUUUCUGUGAAUAAAUAUGAGAGGAUUCAUUAAA
Messenger RNA from Podarcis raffonei (Aeolian wall lizard), 3942 nucleotides. It is a transcript of the gene GRAMD1C, whose product is annotated as GRAM domain containing 1C. Gene Ontology annotation, biological process: intracellular sterol transport. NCBI's taxonomy places the organism in Eukaryota, Metazoa, Chordata, Lepidosauria, Squamata, Lacertidae. The coding region runs from base 572 to 2500 and encodes 642 amino acids. Gene Ontology annotation, molecular function: sterol transfer activity; sterol binding. The record is from RefSeq and is a predicted model, not a curated record. Gene Ontology annotation, cellular component: plasma membrane; endoplasmic reticulum membrane; endoplasmic reticulum-plasma membrane contact site. The transcript has 17 exons.